Marchantia polymorpha subsp. ruderalis is the source of this 1290-nucleotide messenger RNA. Lineage: Eukaryota; Viridiplantae; Streptophyta; Marchantiopsida; Marchantiales; Marchantiaceae. The record is from the annotation of a GenBank genome assembly.
GCGGGCUCAGCACAAAGAAAGCGCAGGAGUCAGAAGAGCCUCGGGCAGCAGCAGCUUCAGAAGCUUCGGAGGAGAAAGACGAGAGGAACGACAGAGAGAGAGAGAGAGAGAGAGCUCGAAGACGGUAGUGGUUGGUAAAAGCCUCAGGACGAAGUGACAUCGCAGUGCAUUUUCUUAUAUCUUGGGGGCUUAGGGGAGCAAUUUGGUGCGUUCAAACUCCACGGAUCGACCGACUCACGUCACUCUUCUUCUUCUGCCUCACUGAACUAUUCAUGCUCGAAUAUUUCUUGUUGGUGCUACUCCUCGUGUUUGUGUUCCGUUUCUUCGCGGCCGCUCUUCGUCAACAGGGUCCUGCUCCUGCCAUGGGUGACCAGGGUAACGUGAUCGCCAUCCACUCCACCGCUGAGUGGAAUGCGAAAUUGGAGGAGGCUGGGAACAAAACCAUUGUGGUCGACUUCACUGCCACAUGGUGUGGUCCCUGCAGGCAUAUGGCCCCCGUUUUCGUGGAGCUUUCUAAGAAGUACCCAUCCCUCGUGUUCCUGAAGGUCGAUGUCGAUCAAGUUACGGAAGUAGCGGGUCUCUGGGACGUUCAAGCCAUGCCUACCUUCAUCUUCAUCAAAAAUAAGAAGCUAGUCCACAAGAUCGUUGGUGCCAACAAAGACGAGCUGGAGAAGAAGUCUCUGGCUUUCUCCAGCCAGCCAUCAUAAACGACUUCUCGUAUUUCAUCUCAGGCUUCUAUCCCGAUCGCUCUGAAGAACCGCAUCAUGUAUCCCAAGAGACUAGCGAUCACUCGUUUGGAUAGAGACCUUGGGUUUGUUCUUGCUUGAAGAGAUUUGGUUAAUCACAAGAUACGUGUACGAGAACGGAGUAGCAAACUUGUAAAAUUGGUGUAGUAUAUUUCUUCCUGGUGGUUCAAGACAUUCCUGACCUGAAUCUUUAGAUGGAGGAAGCAUUUUGACAUGUAAAGGACUGGUCGCCAGUACUGAAAGAUCGUAUGUGAAGUUUUCGCUACUUUCUGAUUUCACAUAAGGAAGGACCGCAAUUCACCAGCCAUUAUUUCUGUUGGAUUUCGGCUGUAAUCUGCCUUUUCCGAGUGGCCUCUGGGCUUGGGAAACGCUUGAUUACUGUGUUAUCUGUUUGCUUCAACAUUACCUCUCUGCUCAUGUUUAAGGACAGGGAGCAACGCAGUGGACCGAUUAUUCAUAUUAAGGUCUAGUGCAGUUGAUCACUACCGGUAGCCGACUCUUGUGUGUUAAUUUCAAAGGCUUUCGAGAUCCAAGUAUUGUGAUG